Acanthoscelides obtectus is the source of this 1051-nucleotide messenger RNA. The record is from the annotation of a GenBank genome assembly. NCBI's taxonomy places the organism in Eukaryota, Metazoa, Arthropoda, Insecta, Coleoptera, Chrysomelidae.
AAACGAUGAGUAAUCUUUUUCGCGGAUGCUAUCAUGGUCAGUUCAUUGUUUGCAUCUUUUCAUUAAAUACGUACAAAACGAUUUCUGAAAAGUCGUAGAAAAUUCGAGCAAAAAUGUCUUCACAAUCGUUCUUGAUGUGUCUUAUACUGUUAUCAGUUUCAUGUGAAGCUUUGGGCUUUACGGCCGAAGGUAUCAGUACGGAUAUCAGGUUUAUCAAAACAUGUAACUUGACAUCCCCGAUAAGCAUGACUACUAUGAACGAAUUUCUAUUCCACAAAAAGCUAGCAAACGGGGAAUCCAGCGCGUUCAAAUGUUUUCUGCACUGCCUGUUUGCAAAAUACGGUUGGAUGGAUGACGAGGGUGGAUUUUUGCUUCACGACAUCAAAGUCACCCUUGAAGAAGCUGAAGUGGAGAUUGACAGCUUAGAGUUCAUCCUGUAUACUUGCACUGCUAUGAACUCGGUGGAUAAAUGUCAAAGAGCCUAUACUUUCACGCAUUGCUUCUGGCAGAAAAUUGCUGAGGUAGGAACAGUGUUGUCAGUUCUACUGAAUUUUCAGUAGAUCUACUGAUUUGUAUAUUGAUCUACUGAUCUACUGAAACAUUUUUGUAAUGUACUGAAAAAAUUAUGAUGCCUAAUUAAUGUUAUUCUUAUUGUUAAUUUUUAAUUCAUUACCUACACCUUGCGUAAUAUUGUCGAAGAAUCAGUUUGAAUACGGUCAUCAAUGAUGACCCUAAAUAAAUUCGAAAGCGUCUUAGCGUUUGAUAUUAUGUUGGUAAUACUUUACAGCCCAGACUACUGAUGUAAAUAUUCGGAAUAUUUUGCUAACCGGUUAGACAGAAACGGAUGAAUAGAAUAUUCGGAUGAAUCUUCCAUGGAUGAAUCAUUCGUAAUAAUAAUACGAAUCAUGGCAUCAUCCAUAAUAGCAGUGGUUUUAUGCGACCUGGCAACACUGGACCAGACCACGGCCACGGGCCACGGGGAAUCAACAGUUAUUGAUGCGUAAACGACUACGAGGACCGGGAUUUCCCAGCGCUGCGCGACAACGCGAAG